Messenger RNA from Chelonia mydas (Green sea turtle), 2124 nucleotides. RefSeq names its product early activation antigen CD69. Bases 611 to 1282 code for a protein of 223 amino acids. Lineage: Eukaryota; Metazoa; Chordata; Testudines; Cheloniidae. The transcript is spliced from 6 exons. The record is from RefSeq and is a predicted model, not a curated record.
CUGGGUGACAUGGAGAAGAGACAGUCUCACCAACCCCAAGCGUCCAAAAAUCCCACGUCAUCUCGAGACUGGCAUAAAAAGAAUGAAUGACUUUUUUAAAAGUAAUCCAUGCGGGUCCUUUUUCUAGCCGGUAGCUGCACUCGCAUCACGGCCUCGAGUUUUUCUCACCGAGGGCGAGGGCUAGACACUUUGAGGGUGUUUUUCGGUUUGUUUGUUUUUUUUUUUCAUGGAAGCUGAGCUAACCCCCACAUGCCAGUAGCUGGGGCAUGAAGCAAAACAGCCAGAUUCCUGCCCGGCUGCUGGCAGAAGACAUGGUCGUGGUCAGGCAGCGGGAAAGCUGUGACCGCUGCCUAGCCCACUGUUCAUAACUAUCUCAUUGGUACCUUGUGCUUCCCCUGUUGCCCCUUGCCCUGGAUUUAGGAACCAUGAGCAAGCUUUGGAGGUGAGGAGAUCGGAGGCUGGAAUCUCUGCAGCUCUCUGGACUCUGCUACCUCCAGCUCAGACACAGUUACAUCGAAAGAGAGAGCCCGGCACAUGCACCAGUGUCCAUAGCUCGUGUGCCUUGCAGAGAGAGGACGGACACGGAGAUCGUUCUGCGGGGAAACUCCAAAUGGAAGAGCGUUUUAAUGGCAAUGAAAACGCAGAGGGAGGAGGAGAGAAUUCUAUUCAGCAGCACCAGCAGCUGAUGGAGCCUCUUAAUUGUCAUGGACACCUGGACGGAGGAGACAAACCAGGAUAUUCAUGUAACUGCAAGUUCAAGAAACGUGCUCUCGUAGUUGGAGUCCUCUUAGUUUUGAUCAUUAUCAUCAUUGCUCUGGCUGUGGUAGUGUCUAACCCACCGUCCGCUGGUCCUGAUCCUCCGGCUGCUGCUCGCUGCUGCCUGGACGGCUGGGUCGGGUUCGGAGGGAAAUGCUAUUAUUUCUCUGAGGCCGAAGAGAACUGGAAUAACAGCCAGAGCAACUGCUCCUCCUUCGGUGCCUCCUUGGCUGCGAUUGACACCCAGCAGGACAUGGCUUUCAUUAAGCGCCAUAAAGACCUCUCUGAGCACUGGAUCGGCCUCCGGAGGGAACCGGGUCAGCCCUGGAAAUGGACCAACGGCACCGAAUUCAAUCACUGGUUCGCAGUCAGAGCGCACGGUGAGUGUGCGUAUCUGAAUGACGAAGCCGUCACCUCUUCCUGGUGCGACACGGUGCGAUACUGGAUCUGCAGCAAGCCUGUGGGACUUAUGCCGAGAGAGCAGAACGGAGCGCGAGGGCAAUCGGAGACGUCAGAGCUCAGCUGAAGUGCUACUGUAUACACAGGGACACCCGCACACCCGCCCCGACUUUUCUACUCAACCUAAUUGUAUCAAUUUAGAUCGAACUCGAUACAUUUUUUUAAAAUGCACCUUAUGUUUUUAAGGCAGCAGAGGGGUGGGGGCGCUAACGACCUGCUGUAUCUUGUUUCUAUGCAAGUGAAGGUGGGCCAGAGCCUCUCGGCAUCUGCUUGUUCCUCAGUGAUACCAAGAUUUUGGCAAAUUCUGAAGCACCAGGCAGACUCUCAACUCCAUAUCCUUGCCGUCUGUCAGAGGGAAAACAGUUGCAUUGGGGAUUCUCUGUACCUAGGUCCAGCUCAUAGGCGCCAACUCUGUGCCUGUGUGGGUGCUCUGGGGCUGAAGCAUCCAUGGGGGGAAAAAAACAGGGGACGCUCAGCACCCGCCACCCACAGUGGCUGCAUGGCUCCCUGGCUGGCUGCGGAUCAGCUGUUCUGGAACCCGUGGGGCUGGCUGUGGAUCAGCGAGCGGGAGGCACUCAGGGGAGGGGCGGAGAGGAGCGAGUGGCAGGUGGGACCUCAGGGCAGGGGGUGGGAAGAGCUGGAGCAAGGGUGGAGCAGGGGUGAAGCCCCCACUGGAAAAAAAACAAAAGUCAGUGCCUGUGAUCCAGCUGCUGACACCCUGCACUUUAAAUCCAUCAAUGUGACGAAAGAGAAGUCGCUGCUGUUUGCCCUUCAGAGGGUACAAUCAUUAUAUUUGACAGUGCCACACCUGCCCCCCACUAUGAGUAGGGCCCUACCAAAUUCAUGGUCCAUUUUGGUCAAUUUCACAGCAUAGGAUUUUAAAAAUUGUAAAUGUCAUGAUUUCAGCUA